Lucilia cuprina (Australian sheep blowfly) is the source of this 2173-nucleotide messenger RNA. It is a transcript of the gene nAChRalpha1, whose product is annotated as acetylcholine receptor subunit alpha-like 1. Gene Ontology annotation, molecular function: acetylcholine-gated monoatomic cation-selective channel activity; transmembrane signaling receptor activity. Gene Ontology annotation, cellular component: synapse; neuron projection; postsynaptic membrane. NCBI's taxonomy places the organism in Eukaryota, Metazoa, Arthropoda, Insecta, Diptera, Calliphoridae. Bases 313 to 2001 code for a protein of 562 amino acids. The transcript is spliced from 9 exons. The record is from RefSeq and is a predicted model, not a curated record. Gene Ontology annotation, biological process: nervous system process; chemical synaptic transmission; signal transduction.
CUAAAAGAGAAAAUAGAAAUAACGCGUUUCACAGUUCGUUAUAAACGAGUUAAAAAUCUUUGUGUCGUGCUUUAUUUUCGUUUAAUAUCGGAAUUUAUUCAACACCAGGAUUGUGCAGAAUUUUAUACGAUACCGCUUAACAGUAAACGCUUACCUACUUCAUGUGGCAGAGGUAGGCGGCGUUGGAGGCGGGUUGGCGACUUACACGGUCGUUUGGUUGGCAAACAGGGGAGCAGAAGUCAUAUUGGCGCAAGGCUGCCAUUUGUAGGCAAUGCACCGUCUUGCGGAAAGAUUGGGUGGACCUGGCCUAAGAUGGGGAGCGUGCUGUUUGCAGCUGUGUUCAUAGCGUUACAUUUUGCCACCGGCGGCCUGGCCAACCCAGAUGCAAAACGUUUAUACGACGAUCUCUUGAGUAACUACAAUCGCUUGAUAAGGCCUGUUGGCAAUAAUUCUGAUCGUUUAACGGUCAAAAUGGGUUUACGUUUAUCACAAUUAAUUGACGUUAAUUUAAAAAAUCAAAUCAUGACUACGAAUGUGUGGGUAGAACAGGAAUGGAAUGACUACAAACUAAAAUGGAAUCCAGAUGAUUAUGGAGGCGUUGACACUUUACACGUCCCUUCUGAGCAUAUUUGGUUGCCGGAUAUUGUUCUAUACAACAAUGCCGAUGGUAAUUACGAAGUGACAAUAAUGACAAAAGCAAUUCUACAUCAUACCGGCAAAGUUGUGUGGAAACCUCCUGCCAUUUAUAAAUCAUUUUGUGAAAUCGAUGUUGAAUAUUUUCCAUUCGAUGAGCAGACAUGCUUUAUGAAAUUCGGUUCAUGGACUUAUGAUGGUUACAUGGUCGAUUUAAGGCAUCUUAAACAAACGCCAGAUUCCGAUAACAUUGAAGUUGGCAUUGACCUUCAGGACUAUUAUAUAUCAGUAGAGUGGGACAUUAUGCGCGUGCCGGCAGUGCGUAAUGAGAAAUUCUACAGUUGCUGUGAAGAACCAUAUUUGGAUAUUGUUUUCAAUCUAACGCUGCGACGAAAGACACUCUUCUACACUGUCAAUCUAAUUAUACCCUGUGUGGGUAUAUCAUUCCUAUCCGUCUUGGUUUUCUAUUUACCCAGUGAUUCGGGCGAAAAGAUUUCCUUGUGUAUAAGUAUCUUACUGUCGUUAACUGUGUUUUUUCUACUGCUCGCGGAAAUUAUACCGCCCACAUCAUUAACGGUGCCUCUGCUGGGAAAAUAUUUACUAUUUACCAUGAUGUUAGUUACGCUCUCGGUCGUAGUUACCAUUGCGGUACUAAAUGUUAAUUUUAGGUCUCCUGUUACACAUAGAAUGGCCCCUUGGGUUCAAAAGGUAUUCAUAGAUAUUUUACCAAAACUCUUGUGCAUUGAACGUCCCAAAAAAGACGAAUCAAAUGACGAGGAGGACGAUCAGCCCCAAGAAGUUUUAACAGAUGUCUUUCAUCUGCCACCAGAUGUCGACAAAUUUGUUAAUUAUGAUACAAAACGAUUUAGCGGCGACUACGGUAUACCAGCUUUGCCAGCUCAACGUUUUAGUGAAUUUGCCGGAACAGCGGGUAUUGCACAAUGUUUCGGUGAUCCGCCCCUGCCUUCUGCACUGCCACUGCCUGGCGCGGACGAUGAUCUCUUCAGUCCGACAACUGUCAAUGGUGAUUUGAGUCCUAGUUGUUGUCAGGCGGAUUUAAGUCCCACAUUCGACAAACCCUACGUGGGCGAAAUGGAAAAAACAAUCGAAGGUUCUCGUUUUAUUGCUCAACAUAUGAAAAACAAGGAUAAGUUUGAAAGUGUUGAAGAAGAUUGGAAAUAUGUCGCUAUGGUAUUGGAUCGUUUGUUCCUUUGGAUAUUUACCAUAUCUUGUGUGGUAGGCACUGCCUGGAUUAUAUUACAGGCUCCUAGUUUAUAUGAUCAAUCGCAGCCUAUCGAUAUAUUAUAUUCGAAAAUCGCCAAAAAGAAAUUCGAACUUUUAAAAAUGGGCAGCGACACGAACUUAUAGCGUCCACUUGGGUUCGCAGAGGGCUGGUGGAAUAUCAUCACCAGAACUUUGCGAACCCUGUUCGCCGCACGCGAUGAUGAUCGUGGAUAAUAUCCAGCUGUCAUUGUGGAGGUGAACGCGGAUCCAGGAAAUAAUACACUUAAAUUGGACAUAGGAGAGCAAGUGAUCAAAA